AUGGAGAAGCUGGCCAGCGCUCUGCGCAGCGUGGCGCCAGAGUUGGUGAUUUCCACCCUUUUUGUCUUCGUCUCGGUGGAUGCAGCUGUGUCUGCCAACCAUUGCCUCGAAGGCUGCCAUGCGCAUGGUGGAGGCCUGUCCAGGCGACUCAUGGGCACGCCAUGCCCAUCACCGACAUUUAGCGUGCAGGUCUCUCUGGCCACAGGCUUCGCAGCAGCCGUCGCCAGCAGCUUCACCUACAAGCCCAAGGGCAUGACUGGCGAGGGCAACUUCGGCUGCCACUUCAAUCCUGCUGUGACGCUCGCUCUGGCCCUGCGAGGGAAGCUGCGCCCGCUUCGCGCAGUUGAGCUAAUCCUGGCACAGCUGUUUGCGUCGGUCCUCGCUGCGGCCCUGGUCAUGGCCGUGGUGGGCCUGCAGUGCUUGCGGCAGGACUUCGACAUGAUGACGCAAGAGAUGUCCCCUCCCGCGUCGCGCAUACUACUGCAGGCCAUCCUGAACCUGCUAAUCAUCUUGGUCGCGCUCUGGUCACACGAGCGGCAGGGGUCCAUGUCAGUGCCGGUCUUCGUGGGCUUCUCUUACAUCGCUGCCAGUCUGGUUGGGCUCCAGCAAUUAGGGUUCGAUCUGCCGAACAUCCUGCGCUCCUUUGGCCUCCUGGUCAUCGGGGUGAGGAACUGGGCCUGCGUUUGGACCACGAUGCUGGGUUCCCUUUCUGGUGUCAUCAUCGCAGUCGUGCUGGACCACAGCGUGUAUGGACCGGAAGACUCGGAGACUGCAGACAUGGAGCACAGUGUGCCGGCGCUUCUCAAGCAAAGGGUGGACUUGCACCUUUGGGGCUUUCCGAUGCCGACACAGUCUGAGGGCUUUCGGGUCUACGACCCCAAGCUGCUACAGGACCGUACCCAGCUUAGCAAUGUACAGGCAUUGAAUUGGAUGGCCGCAACCUUGUACAGCCCUUUCAUUUCGAAUGGAACCAUUCGAGAUGUUAGGCUGGCCGAGGGCAGGUUUGGGAAGGUGAUCCUCACUCCUGCCCAGGAUGCCAUAGCUCUCAGAGCGGUGCACCGCCAGGCCGAAUAUGGGUCCUGCGGGCAUUGGGAGUACAAGGCCGGCGGACGGCAGGUCGGCAUGACCGAUGCUGCGGCAAACGCGGGUGCAGAGCUUUUCGCGGGCAUCGAUGCGGAUGGAAACGGCCGCAUUGAUGCUCGGGAGCUCGAGCGGGCGCUACGACGUGUGGGUGUCGAGGUAAGCCAAGAGCAGGUUCACGACAUGCUGGAGGUCUUCGACUCUGACCAAGACGGCAGUGUGGAUUUCAAAGACUUCUGGAAGGCCUUGGUCACCACCUGGUUCCCCCUCGUCUCCGGGACUCACCUGCCGAGUGAUGGAAGCACGGCAAUGAGCGAUGGGCGCAGUCGCGCGGACAACCUGCGCUGCUUCCUACAGCGGCGAUUCGCAGAGGCUUGGCCGGGGCUCCCAGGGCAUCGGCCCCUGGCCCUGGCCCUCGCGGCGGAGCGGGUCGCUGGCGAGACGAUGUCCGAGAGAGAGGCGCGGCAGCAAUUCAGAUUGGUUGGCAUGGCCUUGGCACAGGAGAUACGAGAGAGGCGCCCUGACUGGGUCCUGGCUGCCCCGGAAGAAGAUCUGCCGGGCCUUUUGCGAGGACUGUUGCAGCAGAAGAGCGCCAGGAAGGAUGCCUUUGCAUCUCUGGAUGAGAUCCACCGGCGCUUGCGGGAGCGACGAGAAGUGCGCCUGACGGACGAAGAGUUGGAAACUUAUCGACAUUGUGCGCCAAUCGUCGGUAGCAAAGACUGGUCCAAAGCGACCGUCUCCUGGAUUUUGGAGGAGCUGCGGUCCCCAGGCUUUGGGCCACAGUGGACGGAAGAACUCUGUCUGCUGGAUGUCGGCAGCAGCUACGGUGCUUUUUGCGGGCGUGGCAUGCGCGUCGUUGCUCUGGACCUGGCUCCGGCACAUCCGGAGGUCCUGGCCGGUGACUUCUUGCAGCUGGACGUGGCCGAGGCCAAAGAGCUCUACAGUUUGGAUGCCUCGGGCCGCCUGAAGUCUCUCAAGGCUGCAGGCUUCCAUGCUGUGGUCAUGAGUCUGGUCCUGUCCUUUUUGCCGACACCGGAGCUCCGUCGAGCGAUGCUGGACAAGGCACGCCGAUGCCUCUGCUUCGGCGGAGCGCUGCUACUCGUUGAGAAAACCUCUCUGGCACCCACUGGCCCAACUGGCACUGCACAGCGACGGCGCUUUGAGGAGGCGCUGACGGCUGCUGGGUUUGAGAUAUGCAGGUACGCUGCGGUGGGCCACCUCGAAGGGGACAAGGGAAAUCCUCAUGCUCAUGCCUGGCACUUGAAGCGGGCAGAGGUCCCGCUCCGGUCCGCGCCAUUGCCUUGCUUCAAGGAGGACGAGAUCCCCGAAGAUGAUGACACGAAGCAAGAGCCAGAGCGGCCACAAAAGAGUGCAACACAUUUCUGUUGCUUGCCCUUCACACCUGUCAGUUCAACUUGUGGGAUUUCGAAGCAAGCGUGGCCAGUCGUAGGACACUGCUUUGUAAGAUCCGAGCAGCUGGCAUGGUGGACGAAUUCUGGUGCGCAGGAAGCGGACAAAGUGAGAGUCUGCAAUUUUAGUGAUGUGCCCCACCACACGUCCACUGCACUGGGAGCUAGGGCCUAG
Molecule: messenger RNA, 2664 nt
Organism: Symbiodinium sp. CCMP2592
Lineage: Eukaryota; Dinophyceae; Suessiales; Symbiodiniaceae
Source: the annotation of a GenBank genome assembly